Eruca vesicaria subsp. sativa (arugula) is the source of this 303-nucleotide messenger RNA. The record is from the annotation of a GenBank genome assembly. Lineage: Eukaryota; Viridiplantae; Streptophyta; Magnoliopsida; Brassicales; Brassicaceae.
AUGUUUACUUGUCUGUUGCGUUUAGAUAGGCUUGGGCUUGAGAUUGAGUCUGAAUCCAAGUGUGGGCCCACUGGCGAUUCAAUGGAUAUGUCGCAAAAUGAAUCCAUGACAGCAAAUGAUGCUACAGUUAAAAGACAGGGAACAAAGGGAAAAAAAUUCACGCUGUCGAGAGAGCUUCCGCAGAUAAUAGAAGACAACGUGGAGAGUUUCUGCAAGAAGCUAAUAGGAAAAGCGGGACUGACUCCUAAAGACUAUAACCAGACUAUGACCAGCCAUCUUGAACCGAAUGGAAAAGAGGCUUAA